UCAAAGUUGAUGUCAUUCAUUGUCUUGAAUAUGUGUGUGAUAAAUAUGGAGGCAGAGUUGACCUUGCCAAAGCUUACUAUGAAGGGUUAACAAAAUCCAUUGCCAAGAACUUUAAUGGAAAUGGAAUCAUUGCUAGCAUGCAACAGUGCAAUGACUUUUUCUUCCUUGGAACAAAGCAAGUUUCCAUGGGAAGAGUUGGGGACGACUUUUGGUUCCAAGAUCCUAAUGGUGAUCCAAUGGGAGCUUUUUGGUUACAAUGUGUUCACAUGAUUCAUUGUUCCUAUAAUAGCUUAUGGAUGGGACAAAUGAUUCGACCUGAUUGGGACAUGUUUCAGUCGGACCAUAUUUGUGCUAAAUUUCAUGCUGGCUCAAGAGCUAUUUGUGGUGGUCCAAUUUAUUUGAGUGAUGAUGUUGGCUUUCAUGACUUUGAUCUGAUUAAGAAACUCGUGUUCCCUGAUGGUACAAUUCCAAAAUGCAUACAUUUUCCUCUUCCUACUACAGACUGUCUUUUCAAAUAUCCUCUAUUUGACAAAACAAUUGUUCUCAAAAUUUGGAACUUCAACAAGUAUGGAGGAGUGAUUGGUGCUUUCAACUGUCAAGGGGCAGGGUGGGACCCAAAAGAGCACAAGCUUAGAGGAUUCCCUGAAUGCUACAAUCCAAUAGUUGGUACUGUGCAUGUAACUGAAGUUGAAUGGGAUCAGAAGAAAGAAGCAUCUCAUUUGGGUAAAGCAGAAGAGUAUGUGGUCUACUUCAAUCAAGCUGAAGAACUUUGUUUGAUGACUCCAAAUUCUGAAUCAAUUCAAUUUAUCAUUCAACCAUCCACAUUUGAGCUAUACAAUUUUGUUCAAGUCAAAAAGUUUGGUGGCACCAUCAAAUUUGCACCAAUUGGAUUGACAAAUAUGUUCAAUAGUGGUGGAACAAUUCUUGAUUUGGAAUAUGUUGAAAGUGGUGCAAAGAUUAAGGUUAAAGGUGGUGGGAAUUUCCUUGCUUAUUCAAGUGAAUCACCAAAGAAGUUUCAAUUGAAUGGUUUUGAAGUGGCGUUUGAGUGGAUGGGUGAUGAAAAGUUGACUCUCAAUGUUCCUUGGAUUGAUGAGGCUGGUGGGGUUGCCAAUCUCGGAUAG
Messenger RNA from Medicago truncatula (barrel medic), 1121 nucleotides. RefSeq names its product stachyose synthase. The transcript is spliced from 4 exons. NCBI's taxonomy places the organism in Eukaryota, Viridiplantae, Streptophyta, Magnoliopsida, Fabales, Fabaceae. The record is from RefSeq and is a predicted model, not a curated record. Bases 138 to 1121 code for a protein of 327 amino acids.